Molecule: messenger RNA, 2246 nt
Organism: Paramisgurnus dabryanus
Lineage: Eukaryota; Metazoa; Chordata; Actinopteri; Cypriniformes; Cobitidae
Gene: jund
Product: JunD proto-oncogene, AP-1 transcription factor subunit
Biological process (GO): regulation of cell population proliferation; regulation of cell cycle; regulation of transcription by RNA polymerase II
Cellular component (GO): transcription regulator complex
Molecular function (GO): transcription factor binding; DNA-binding transcription factor activity, RNA polymerase II-specific; RNA polymerase II cis-regulatory region sequence-specific DNA binding
Source: RefSeq, a predicted model, not a curated record
GAUAGAAAACUUGCAAAUGCGUAUUGACGCCCAUAGAUAACAUUUCUCGCGCUGGGGAGAACCGACAAUAUCAUGACAACAAUAUCUUAACUCGAUCAAGUGAAAGUAAAACUAUCGCAACAAGAAGACCCUUUAAGUAAAAGCAGAAGACGACAAAAACAAACUCAUGGAUUAUUUGGACACCAAACCCAGCGCACUCCAUUGUAGGGUGUAGGAUGGGAACAAGCUUUUAUCCGCCAGAGGAAAUACUUGGAAUAUCAACCAUAAUGAUGAAGAAAGACAUGAGCUUAAACCUAGACGAUCAGAACAGCUCCAGUUUAAAGCCGGAUCUGAGGGAUGCCGAGGGGAUCCUCAAUUCGCCCGACCUGGGACUCCUAAAACUAGCGUCACCAGAGCUGGAGAGGUUGAUCAUCCAGUCCAAUGGCAUGGUCACGACCACACCGACCUCCCAGUUCGUCUACCCGAAGUCGGUAACCGAAGAGCAGGAGUUCGCAGAGGGCUUCGUGAAAGCCCUGGAAGACCUCCACAAACAGAACCAGCUAAAUGGCGGACCGUGCGUUCCACCGACGCUCAACAGACUCCCGUCCAGCGCCACCCUCGCCCUGCCCGUGGAUCUUCCGGUGUACACGAACCUGAGCGCGUACGGCGGCACCACGGUGAACUAUUCCACGGACACCAUUCCCUUCCCACCGCCGCCGCCCGCGCAUCCCAUGAGCGCGCAACAGUCCCUGAAGGACGAGCCGCAGACGGUACCGGACAUGCAGAGCAUCGGCGACAGUCCGCCGCUGUCUCCCAUCGACAUGGACACGCAGGAGCGCAUCAAGGCCGAGAGGAAAAAGCUGCGCAACCGGAUCGCCGCUUCCAAGUGCCGCAAGAGGAAACUGGAGCGGAUAUCCCGACUGGAAGACAAAGUGAAAACCCUUAAAAACCAAAACACGGAGCUCGCGUCCACGGCCAGCGUGUUGAGAGAACAAGUGGCGCAGUUAAAGCAGAGAGUCAUGAACCACGUCAAUAACGGGUGUCAACUGCUGCCUAACCAAGUUCAAGCGUAUUAGAGGACGUUCAUCUCUAUUUGUCAGUAUUCCAGUGGUUGACAGACAACACAGGCAGGUUUAUAGAUCAUGGUUUUUAGUUUAAACGUGCAUUUAACUUAAUAACGCACUACAGGCUGUGCUUUAUUGUGAAUAGACGCGCGACUUUAAAACUUUCAAAGUAAAUUUACCAAGAGCAACAUGUAGCCGAUACAUUAUUGUUGCGCUAAUAUGAAACAUUUUCAUACACACUAAAUCAAGCUCUUGAUUCCGUUAAGAACCCUCAACAUCCACCUUUCUGUUGCGCAAAAGUGUCUUUACCGUGGGAAGUGCGUACUGCGUAAAAAGUGAGAAAGAAAUGUAUCUUUUGAAACCUUUGCCUUAAAAGGUUCUUUGGAGACCAAAACUUGGCAUCACUAAAAACCCUUUCCGAACCUUUAUUUUUAACAGUGUGACUUGGAAACGUAGGUGUUUUUUAAAACUCCAUAUUUCCAGGUUAUAAAUGACAAUGGAAACCCUGACUUUCACAAUGAAGCACAGUCUCGACUGCCCUUCAUUACAUAGCCUAACAAAAACAUGAACACAACUUUUCAGCUUGUGUUAAUAUUCAGAAAGUGAAUGCUUUUCAUGUCUAAAUGGGAAAUAGGCAGUAAGUUAUGUUUAGACAUUUGUCAUUCAACAUCUAUUGUAAGCAUCUCCUACUGCAGGCCACUCCUGUGAUGUCAACUCUCUGUUCACUGAUGCAUAAAGAUCACAGACUGAACUCUUUGGACUGUUGAAUUGGACACUAAAGGUGCUGAUGUAAAUAAACUUUAUGUUUACAACAUUUUGUAGCAAAUGGACUUUUGUGCUCCGUUGCAUUGGGAGACGAUGGCAACUGUGCAACAUUAUUUGAUCUCAUCUCUGAAGAUCUACGCGGCUGUAUUUUUGCAUGCUCGAGACAAGCUCAAAAUGAGUGCAACCAAACACAACAAAGAUGUCAUGCAUGUACGCUUCAUAUUAAAGGCCUUUUCUCAUGACAAGCUCUUAUUAAUCUAUGACUGUAUCGAUUUUAUACUAUUCACAUGAUGUCUUAUUUUAUGUUCUUUUGGAUUAUGUGUGUUGUGUUGUAAAUGUAAAUGUUUCCUCGUCACAUGUCAUUUAUUGUUCUUUAUAUGUUAUCAGUGUGAUCUGUACAUUAAGUGUCAUUAAAUCCUGUUCAAUUCACACGUUUAA